Daucus carota subsp. sativus is the source of this 1694-nucleotide messenger RNA. Its product is annotated as RNA demethylase ALKBH9B. The transcript is spliced from 6 exons. Gene Ontology annotation, molecular function: demethylase activity; mRNA binding. The coding region runs from base 121 to 1521 and encodes 466 amino acids. NCBI's taxonomy places the organism in Eukaryota, Viridiplantae, Streptophyta, Magnoliopsida, Apiales, Apiaceae. The record is from RefSeq and is a predicted model, not a curated record. Gene Ontology annotation, biological process: mRNA catabolic process.
AAAUACAACAAUUCAGAAUUAUAUUAUCCUCUCACUCAUGUUACAUGUCCAUACAUACAUACACCAGUUUCUCAUCUGGGUUUUACUAUUACUGAUCAACUUCCGCCGCCAAAAGCAAAUAUGGUCGGAAAACCUGCCGGAGAGUCGCCGGAAUCUGGAACCGGCGAUGGUUGGUUGAAUUUGAUAAAUGGGCUUGAGCGUGAAGAGAUGGUAGAGAUUUUAUCUCGUGGGGUUUGUGAUCAGUGUCAAUCUAAUAUACAAGCUAGAGUUCUUGAUCUAUUGAAUAAGAAGUACCAAAAUAUUUCCAUAUCAGAAAUUGCUUCUGAAUCUUCCCCAGAGUUCAAGUCUGCUGAUUCGUCAAAUUUAGACUCACAACAGAAGAGCUUGGAAUCAUCAAUAAAGACCCCUUCAUGGGGAUCUCUGCAAACACCAGAAUCUGUUUACGUAGGAUUACGGAAAGCAAGUCCUCUUACUUCUUCACCAGCAACAGUGAACAACAAGCAAUCAUCAACUAGUAUAGGCCCCGAUUCAUCUUUGAGUUCUGCACUCCCUCAAACUCCCCAAUCUGCUGAUAAAGAGAUAUCAGAUGAGCAGAUAGAACGUAUAGGUUUUGCACAAGUAGGGAGGAAUAAAAAAUUUGUGCAUAUUGAGAAGAUUAAUGGAAAGGCAACAAAUGUGCUUCAAGGGCUUGAGCUGCACACUAAAGUCUUUAGUGCUGAUGAGCAGAAGAAAAUUGUUGAGUGUGUUUACGAUUUUCAGCGCAGGGGGCAGAACGGGCAGCUUAGAGAACGAACAUAUUCAGAACCAACCAAGUGGAUGCGAGGUAAAGGGCGUAUCACAAUUCAAUUUGGCUGCUGUUACAAUUAUGCAGUGGAUAAAAAUGGCAAUCCCCCGGGCAUAAUUAGAGACGAAGAAGUUGAUCCUUUACCCCCUUUGUUCAAACAAAUGAUAAAGAGAAUGGUUAGAUGGCAUGUCCUGCCUCCAUCUUGUGUUCCGAACAGUUGCAUUGUCAAUAUUUAUGAGGCGGGGGAUUGCAUUCCACCUCAUAUUGAUCAUCAUGACUUUUUGCGACCAUUUUGCACUGUUUCUUUCUUGACCGAGAGUAAUAUACUCUUCGGUUCAAAUCUGAAGAUUAGUGGUCCCGGAGAGUUUGAAGGUCCUGUAUCUAUACCUCUUCCAAUGGGGUCGGUGCUCAUUCUAAAUGGGAAUGGGGCAGACAUUGCUAAACAUUGUGUCCCUGCCGUAUCAGCAAAAAGGAUUUCAAUCACGUUUAGGAAAAUGGACGACAGCAAGCUACCAUUCAAGUUUACACCGGAUCCAGAAUUGCAGGGAUUAAGGCCUUUGGGCUCUAAGCCCUUAAACUACUCACCAGUUCAAAACAAGCUUAAGACUGAAACUAUCACUCCAUCUGUUCCAAUAACAGCUGGUAGUACUCCCUUUAGCAUCGGAAAAGAUGAUUUCCCUCCGCUCGGAGGCUCAAAAUCAGUAAAGCGACGGCCUGGGUCACGAAGAUCUUCAUAAACCUUGGUAUACGGUACCUGCUGGUCAUUCUAAUUCAUUCAGUUGUACAAUUCAUUUCUUCUUAGUACCGUUACAAUAUAGAAAGCUUUGCUGCUGUAAUAUUGGUUAUAGAAGAUUAUUUGCGAUACAGGCCACAUCACUUGUGUCAAUAAUAUAAGGCAAUCUAUCCUAUA